GGAGGAGAUGCAGGACGUGACAGAGUUCAGACCUGAAGCGAGCCCGGAGCUGUCUGCGGUGCUGAACAGCUGCUGCUGCAGGAUCAUCGCCACACCGUGUUUCUGACCACAUGUCCUCAGCUGUGAUACCAGCCGGAAAGUAUCUUGAUGAGCGAAUUCCCACAUGAAGAGGUUCCUGGUGACUCCGGAUGAAGAUGAAGAUAUAAAAAUAGAAGCUCUUUCAGUAAAUCAACAACUCAUUGCAACACGGCCAAACCAUUCAAGUGAUUGAAUACAAAAACGUUCUCUGAAGCACCACAACACGGAUCAUUUACAGCCUGAAGGCACUUUGAUAGAUCUAUGGAACAUCUUCAGCCACUUGAUUGAGAUUUAUACUUAAUCACAAUAAAUGCCCCUCUAGGGCUGCUAUUGGAUGACACUUAAAAUAUCGACACACUGAGGACCGUGCAGAUGGUUUGAAGGUGAAGUAGUGACCUCAGCUUUUGUGUUGUGAGCUUCUCUUGAGAGCAAGUGAGUCUAUGUGGGAGAAAGAAAGCGGGACACCUGGACACCAGCCAGUUAAAUCUAAUUAAACCUCACUGAGCAUGCCUCAGCUUGCUGUUCGGCUCACCAGAGGGCUUAUUAAUUUGCACUGCUGAUUUGCCCCGUGUUAUUUCUGCUGGAACUAACAAAUUUCUUUGCCCUAUGUGCUUGUGGGAAACGCUGUUGUUGAGUUCAAUCUGUUGACAUCUGCCAGAUUUCACUAUGUGAUCUCCCUCCGGCUUUAGAAUUCACACUCAAAAACAAAGAUGACCCUGCAGAGCCACGCCAUUCCUCAUAGCUUCUGACUGCAAAAUAAAACUUUAAAAGUGAACGAUUUCUACCUUCAAAACAUUCCCUCACUUCCAAGAUGAGUGACACCAACUACUGGGUUGUGGACUAUGAGCUCUCCUCUCCUGCUCCGCCCGGGUUCCCCAGGGGCCCGACGAUGCUACAGCCCAUGGCAGGGCACCCCGAGCAGGGAACGGCCCUGUGUUUCGUUGGCCUCCUCGUGCUGCUGCUGCUCUUUCUGCUUGUUCGCUGCGUCCGUAUCUUGUUAGAUCCCUACAGCAGCAUGCCGGCAUCAUCAUGGACGGACCAUAAGGAGGGGCUGGACAGAGGGCAGUUUGAUUAUGCACUAGUGUAAAGACGAGGCGAGAUCGGGAGAUGAGGAGAGUGAUGUGUAAAGGUUCUUUUGAGGGACUUUUGAUUGAUGAGGUUUUUUGCAUGCCCUGCUAAAAGCUUCUAUUUCCAGAGUUUCAGCUCCUGAAAAUGAAAGAAACUGCAGUAUGUUACAGUAUAUUAGGUUGGGGUAAUCCAAGCUGUCAAGAUAACAGCAUAAAAACCAUUAAACAGUACCUGUAUACGGAUUAAAUGCAGCAGGGCAGAGAGAAAAGGAGCAGACACACCAGAAGUCCUGCAUCCAUUUUAAUUUACAAUAAUUAGUAUUAUUGGAGACUUAUGAUGUUACACUGCAGGGUUUAGAGUGACAAACACUGCAGGAAGACUGCGAUCAGUAUCGCAGCAUUACAUUUAUCAUGUCAUUUUGUAAUUCUAUAAUGUUUUUUCAAAUCCCAGGGCUGAAUUAUAAAUAGAGAGCAGAGCUGCUGCAAGAGAGGUCCUGAUUGAAUAAAAGAGAAAUUAAAUUAGUUUAGGGCAGACAUAGAAGUCAUUUAAAGAGAAUUGAUAUGUGCUGUUACUGAAGAUUUAGAGACAAGACUGCCAACUUUAUGUGUUGAUUAAAUGUUAAAAAUGUCCUCUGCAGCUUUUGUUUUGGAGCUUUUUUUGGAAGUGCAGCUGAACCAAACAUUUAGAAGAUGUCAUAGUUUCUCUGGAACUGGAAACCUUUUUUUAAAUUUAUGUUUAAUGUAAACCAUGCUGGAUACUGUGAGGCAUUUCUACCGCCUCUAAGAUGAUCCUCAGGUAAAAUUAACCAACACCUCUAUAAUUUGAGGGAAUCACUUAAAUUGCCUCCUGAAAUUGAGCUUUAGCUGCUUUUUGUAUCACACUAUUUUCUUUAAAAUUCACUAAAUGUCCUAAAUUUUAAUCUUAUCCCAUUAUAAAAGCUUAAGUUUAUAAUACAUAACAGUUAAUACAACAUAUUUUAUUUGGCUUUGUGCAAUUUCAUGUCGCCAUCCCUUUAAGAGGCUUAUGAAGCUCAGUGCGGACGGUCACAGCGCUGACUGAAUAUGUGUCAUGUAAAGUUAUGAUUAUGAAAUGCAUGUACACCAAUUUCCUCCGCCUAAUCCUUUUUGCCUUUAGGCCCCGUCCAGUGCACCAGCCAAAUCUGUUCAACAGUGCCUGUAGGAAUAUGAGAAAAGCUAAAAUCAUUCAAUCAAUCAUCAAUUUCAUACUAAUGAUGUUACUGCUCCUUUUGCCACUUGUUUUGUAGUAUUGUUUCUGCCGUUGUUAUAAGUCCUUUGAAAUGUGGCUAUGAAGGCUCUUUAUAAACAAAGUUUAGUAAUGAUAUUUUACUGAUUUGUUAAAAAGUUGAUUUGUUUCCUUAAAGAUGACCAAAAGACUGUUUAUUAAUACCAAACUAUUGUACAUGGUCCAACUUCCUGGAUGUAGACUCUUGCUUGUAAAAAUUAGAUAUUUUCCUAAUGUUUCUUUAAAGUGGCACACUUUUUUAAUGAAAUAAAAGCUUUUGUCUUGA
This is a messenger RNA of Siniperca chuatsi (mandarin fish), 2674 nucleotides long. RefSeq names its product cortexin-1-like. The transcript has 2 exons. The record is from RefSeq and is a predicted model, not a curated record. NCBI's taxonomy places the organism in Eukaryota, Metazoa, Chordata, Actinopteri, Centrarchiformes, Sinipercidae. The coding region runs from base 890 to 1165 and encodes 91 amino acids.